AUGCCAACAUAUUCCAAAAAACGUCGCCAAAUGAUACAACUAACAGCCAAUCGUGAAAAAUCAAAAAAAAUCAAAAAAGUAACAGAUUUCCUUGAAUGCCUCAAUAAUGAAGAUUUUAAUAGUGUACUAGAUCUUAUACAUAGCGUUAAAAAACAAAAAUCACCUACAAAUUCUGAAAAUAACCUUAUUGAACUUAUUCAAAGCUUAAGCGACGAAGAAAAAAAAGAAGCAACCAAGCUGCUAGAAAAUAUGAGAUACCCUAAAGGAAAGAAUAAAGGAAAAAUUAUUUCACCGUAUUUACAACAGCAAUUGGUUGAAGUAAUUUCAGCUUCUCUUUAUCGUCCACAAUCAAGCUAUGCUGCAUUGCAAAAAGAAUGUAAUCAGCUUCGAUCUCAAAAUAAAAAAUUA
Molecule: messenger RNA, 408 nt
Organism: Racocetra fulgida
Lineage: Eukaryota; Fungi; Glomeromycota; Glomeromycetes; Diversisporales; Gigasporaceae
Source: the annotation of a GenBank genome assembly